UUUUCAUUCACUAGGAUAUGAAAUCAAGAAUAUUCAUGUCACAGCAGUCAGCACAGCGCUAGCGCAGGCUGCAACUGUGACCAUCCCCACUUCGCCAUUGAAAGAGAACACUCGAGUGAUCAUUUGAUAUCGUGUCACGAAGAUGUUUUGAUUGUUGCACUAUUCCAGUGGACCAUAGAAACCUCCUUAUCGAGUAUUGAUUGCUAUGAUGGUAUUGUGGACCACAGCUCUGAAUUACUGUUUUCGAACUUUUUUUCCUGUGACUCUUAUUGCCAUGUUAGACAGAAACAAAACAGUAAAAUUGGAAAACGGUACAGAGACAUCUCAAAUGCCACCAGACUAUGGUCCUAGGUACCCUUGGACUCCCUUUCAAGAGGGACAACUCAUUGGGGCCUACUUUUACGGUUAUUCCAUCAGUUCUCUACCAGGCGGUCCUAUAGCUGAGUAUUUUGGACCUUACUGGACUGUUAUUGUUAGCUCUUUGAUCUGUGCUGCUAUAACUUCGGCCUCUGUGUUUGCAGUUAUGGAAAAUUGGGUCCCCCUUUUCGUUUGUAGGCUGCUUGUUGGUUUGUCAGGAGGCGUUCAGUACCCUUCUCUGCAGUGCCUCAUGGGGGCCUGGGCACCCCCAAAUGAAAAAGGCAAGUUCACAGCAUGCCUCAUGGGUAACGUUCUUGGUUCUGUUAUCACUCAGUCGAUUGUUGGUUUUCUUGUUUCUACGAUGGGCUGGACCUGGGGUUUCUACUUCACUGGAAUGGUUUCAGCGCUGUUCCUCAUAGGAUGGGUGUUGUUGGUUUCCGAUUAUCCAGAGCAGAACUGGUUUUGUGGAGCCGAAGAAGUGGCUUACAUAAAGGAAUCUCAUGCCGGGUCUGUUAAAAUAGGAAAGUCGAAGCCACCUAUAUUGCAGAUCCUGACGUCCAUACCCUUCCUUAGUUUGGUGAUUGGUCAGUUCGGAAGCCUUUGGGGCUUGUAUUUAUUGCUGACGGUCGUGCCUAAAUUCAUGGCAGACGUUCUUAAAUUCAAUUUGAAAGGAGUUGGUUUCUUAUCUUCGACGCCAGGCAUCUCCAGAUUGAUAUCAGGUUUUAUAUUUGGAGCAAUUGCCGAUUUCUUCAUAAAGAGGGAGUUAGUGAAGAAAGUGGUCGUAAGGAAAGGAUUCAUUACAUUUUCUCAUUUCUUGCCUGGUAUUGUAAUGUUUUUAUAUUUGGCUAUUGAGGAUAAUGUACCAAUAGCUGUUGCAUUGUUGAUUAUUAUGAUGGCUUUCAAUGGAGCAUGUGUAGUGACUACAAUAGUCAACCCUCAAGAUUUGGCUCCUAAUUAUGCUGGUACACAGUUUGGAAUCAUGAACUUUUUUGGCAGUAUGCCUGGUUUCAUUAUUCCAGCUAUGGUAGGGGAAUUAACGAAAUAUAAGAGUGAACUUCCCGAAUGGGCAGUCAUCUUUGGUAUAACUGGUAUUAUUUAUAUAUCUAGCGGUAUUGUAUUCGUCCUCUUCGGCUCUGCUGAUUUGCAGCCUUGGAAUGAAAAGAGAGAAACAGGGCCAGCUCAAGGUGGAAGCUGAGUUAAUUUUUUUAGAUUUGUUAGUUCGUUCAUGGAAUAAUCAUUUUCAAUUUUUUUAUUUUAGAAUUGUAUUAGGAUAUUUCAUUAAAAAAAAAUUAUUAUUCUC
Messenger RNA from Harmonia axyridis, 1657 nucleotides. RefSeq names its product sialin-like. Lineage: Eukaryota; Metazoa; Arthropoda; Insecta; Coleoptera; Coccinellidae. Gene Ontology annotation, molecular function: transmembrane transporter activity. Gene Ontology annotation, cellular component: plasma membrane. The coding region runs from base 206 to 1552 and encodes 448 amino acids. The transcript is spliced from 7 exons. The record is from RefSeq and is a predicted model, not a curated record. Gene Ontology annotation, biological process: transmembrane transport; monoatomic anion transport.